Molecule: messenger RNA, 1461 nt
Organism: Nomascus leucogenys (northern white-cheeked gibbon)
Lineage: Eukaryota; Metazoa; Chordata; Mammalia; Primates; Hylobatidae
Gene: CATSPER4
Product: cation channel sperm associated 4
Biological process (GO): flagellated sperm motility; sperm capacitation; sodium ion transport
Cellular component (GO): sperm principal piece; acrosomal vesicle; membrane
Molecular function (GO): calcium-activated cation channel activity; voltage-gated calcium channel activity
Source: RefSeq, a predicted model, not a curated record
AUGAGGGAUAAUGAAAAGGCCUGGUGGCAGCAGUGGACCUCCCAUACAGGCCUCGUGGGGUGGGGCGGGACUCAGGAGGACCGUAUGGGGUUUGGAGGGGCAGUAGCUGCACUGAGGGGCCGCCCCUCUCCCCUGCACAGUACCAUUCACGAGUCCUACGGCCGGCCAGAGGAGCAGGUGCUCAUCAACCGCCAGGAAAUCAUGAACAAAGCGGAUGCCUGGGACAUGCAGGAGUUCAUCACUCGCAUGUACAUCAAGCAGCUGCUCCGACACCCCGCUUUCCAACUGCUGCUGGCCCUGCUGCUGGUGAUGAACGCCAUCACCAUCGCUCUCCGUACCAACUCCUACCUGGACCAGAAACACUAUGAGUUGUUCUCUACCAUAGAUGACAUUGUGCUGACCAUCCUUAUCUGUGAGGUUCUCCUCGGCUGGCUCAACGACUUCUGGAUUUUCUGGAAGGACGGCUGGAACAUCCUCAACUUCAUUAUCGUCUUUGUCUUGCUCUUGCGGUUCUUCAUUAAUGAAAUCAAUAUUCCCUCCAUCAACUACACUCUCAGGGCACUUCGUCUGGUGCAUGUCUGCAUGGCAGUGGAGCCCCUCGCCCGGAUCAUCCGCGUCAUCCUGCAGUCGGUGCCUGACAUGGCCAAUAUCAUGGUCCUCAUCCUCUUCUUCAUGCUGGUUUUUUCUGUGUUUGGGGUAACACUCUUUGGUGCAUUCGUGCCCAAGCAUUUCCAGAACAUACAGGUUGCGCUGUACACCCUCUUCAUCUGCAUCACCCAGGACGGCUGGGUGGACAUCUACAGUGACUUCCAGACAGAGAAGAGGGAAUAUGCAAUGGAGAUUGGGGGUGCCAUCUACUUUACCAUCUUCAUCACCAUCGGUGCCUUCAUUGGCAUCAACCUGUUCGUCAUCGUGGUGACCACCAACCUGGAGCAAAUGAUGAAGGCAGGAGAGCAGGGACAACAGCAACGAAUAACCUUUAGUGAGACAGGCGCAGAGGAAGAGGAGGAGAAUGACCAGCUGCCACUGGUGCAUUGUGUGGUCGCCCGCUCGAAGAAAUCUGGUCUCCUCCAGGAACCCCUUGUGGGAGGUCCCCUGUCGAACCUCUCAGAAAACACGUGUGACAACUUUUGCUUGGUGCUUGAGGCAAUACAGGAGAACCUGAGGCAGUACAAGGAGAUCCGAGAUGAACUCAACAUGAUUGUGGAGGAGGUGCGCGCAAUCCGCUUCAACCAGGAACAGGAGACAGAGGUGUUGAAUAGGCGCUCGUCGACGAGCAGGUCGUUGGAGACUACGUCAUCCAAGGACCUCCGCCAGAUGUCUCAACAGCAAGACUUGCUCAGUGCCCUCACUAACAUGGAAAAGGUUCAUGACUCUAGCUCACAAAUACUCCUUAAAAAACACAAGAGCAGCCACUGAGAGGCCAGGAUGGGAGCCAAGGGGCCUGCACACACACACCCA